UUUCAUUUCAUAGCCUUUUCCGCACAGUCAAAUUUAAGAAUUCGUGUCCAUUCUGUUCUGUCACUAUUCAGCAUAUAUUUUAACUCACCAAUUUAUCAACUCACCGUCGAGAGAAAAGCAGAGGUAUAUGGACAGUUAUUAGGAUCAAGACUAUUAAAAUGGACGUGAAUGAGGAAAAUGGAGUCGCAGAAAGCUCGCCUAAAAUUUAUUUGGAUUACAAUGCCACAACUCCUCUGGAACCAUCUGUCCUAACAGCAAUCCAUGAUGCUUUGCGAGAUGCUUGGGGAAAUCCCAGUAGCUCUUAUGCAGCAGGAAAGAAAGCAGGUCACGUGAUCAAAGAAGCUCGGCUUUCAGUGGCCAACAUGAUUGGUGCAUUAGAGGGUGACAUCAUUUUCACAUCAGGUGGUACUGAGGCCAACAACAUGGUGAUCCAUUCAGCACUGGAACACUUCUAUGAAUUUCAUAAAGAAAGGGAAAACCAUAUUUCUGAUAUGAAACCCCAUGUGAUAACAUCAAAUCUUGAACAUGAUUCGAUCCAACUCCCUCUCUUGCAUCUUGCAGAGCAAGGCAAGAUAGAACUGACCUUUGUCCCAGCCUCUCAAGACUCUGGAGCAGUGACGACAGAGGCAAUAUUAAAUAAAGUUAGACCAAGCACCUGUUUGGUGACUGUCAUGAUGGCAAAUAAUGAAACAGGGGUGAUUCAGCCAAUUGAAAACAUUUCCAAGGCUAUUAGGGGGUUAAUGAAGAGUCGUCUGUCUCAGGAAAUGCCCAGGAUUCUUGUCCAUACUGAUGCUGCACAAGCCAUUGGCAAAAUUAAAGUGGAUGUGAAUGACUUGGAAGUAGACUACCUCACAGUUGUGGGACACAAGUUCUAUGGACCUCGAAUUGGAGCCCUGUAUGUUAGAAAUCCAACAAGAGACACCCCUAUACACCCCAUGUUUUUCGGUGGAGGACAAGAAAGGAAUUUUAGACCAGGAACAGAAAACACUGGCAUGAUUGCUGGAUUAGGGCAAGCCUCCCAGCUGGUGGUGGAAAACCUGGACCAGUACCACAAAAACAUGAAAUUGAUAAGAGACUAUCUUGAGGUCAGACUGAAGGAGAUCUUUCAAGACAAAAUUCAGGUCAAUGGGAAAUUUGAGACAAGUGAGCGAAUACCCAACACAUGCAAUGUAUCAUUUAUUGGUAUAGGACUGGAAGGAAGAAAAAUCUUGGCCACUGUUAAAAGACUGCAGGCAAGUGUUGGUGCUGCAUGUCACUCAGAUGUAGCUUCACGACCAUCUCCCAUCUUAAUUGCCAUUGGAGUCCCUCAUGACAUUGCAAUGAAUGCUCUGCGACUGAGUGUAGGACGAGACACAACCAAGGAACAUAUUGAUGUUGUGGUGGAAGAUCUAAAGGUCACCGUUGAACGUCUAAGGCACAAAUAGAUCAUUAAAAAUUACCUGUGUCAUUUAAAAACUCUGUCCUGAAAAUGACUUUUGAUAUUCUCGAAUAGCUGUUGGCCGUGUGCCAUUAUCACUUUGAUGUAUAGAUUCCAUUUUACUGUCCAUCUGUUCUGUGAUAGAUCUCAGAAGGGGUCGAAAUAUGGAAUAAACAAAAUGUGGCACCCGAGGCGCAGCUGAGUGUGUCACGUAUAUGUGUUGCUAAUUAUUUGAUUACUACUAAGUAAUUGGUGAGACUCAUUGUUCAAGUCCAAAGCCACCUUAGCAUUUAUUUUGGUAACUCUGUUUUAAAACUGGUUACAAAAUCAGGAACUAAAUUUUCAAGAAUAACUUAUUGCUUUCAAGCAGGUUCAAAACUGACUUACGCGUCUAAAAGGUAACCUUAAAUAACUUUUAAAUACUCAGGAAACAUUUGGUAACAAAAUCAACAAGUUGUACAUUCUUAAGAAAUCAAUCCAAUACCUGAACUUAGAAAUAGCUGAAAACAAUAACUGAUACAAGUAUACAGAUAUACAUGCUAUCUUGGAAGGAGUAUUUUGAAAUCCCCACACAAUUUCCUAAUCUAACAGCAGUAAGGAAUGGCACUCUUGCAGAAGACUGAAAAAGGUGUCUGUGAAGGUAAUAGGAUAAAAUCAUUCUGUACUGAUGAAAGUUUUUUUUCACUAAAAAUCAAAAUAAUUUUCAUUAAGAAAAGAGAUGCGGGAGAUUGACUCCUUUAAUUCCUAAACUGCUGAUUUAACUUGACGUGAGAAAUUAAUGAUUGUAA
This is a messenger RNA of Pocillopora verrucosa, 2205 nucleotides long. Its product is annotated as selenocysteine lyase. NCBI's taxonomy places the organism in Eukaryota, Metazoa, Cnidaria, Anthozoa, Scleractinia, Pocilloporidae. The record is from RefSeq and is a predicted model, not a curated record.